This is a messenger RNA of Exophiala aquamarina CBS 119918, 2193 nucleotides long. RefSeq lists its product as uncharacterized. The record is from RefSeq and is a predicted model, not a curated record. Gene Ontology annotation, molecular function: UDP-glycosyltransferase activity; hexosyltransferase activity. NCBI's taxonomy places the organism in Eukaryota, Fungi, Ascomycota, Eurotiomycetes, Chaetothyriales, Herpotrichiellaceae. The coding region runs from base 1 to 2193 and encodes 730 amino acids. Gene Ontology annotation, biological process: carbohydrate metabolic process. The transcript has 4 exons.
AUGGCAUCGAAUCAGCCCCCAGCCUAUCCGGCAGCGUCUGGCCAAGCAACUGCUGAAGAGGGCACAUUCCCCCAAAGUGAACAACCGACAGACGUCCACAUCAACGAGGAUGGCAUCAGCACCCGGCUCCACGUCGGAGAUGACGGACGCAUGGAAAUUGAUAUCAGCAAAAGCGACGCCAGGCUUGUCGAUCAGCUCGAACAUAUUCGCUUGAAUGCUGCACCAGAAGAGCCCGAAACACCCCCACAGUACGAAGAAGGGAAACUUCUGGCUGUACCACCACUGAACAUCGUCAUCCAAAUAGUAGGCUCGCGCGGAGAUGUCCAGCCAUUUGUCGCGCUGGGCCAAGUCUUGAGGCACAGCUACGGCCAUCGAGUACGCCUGGCGACGCACGGGGUGUUCAAGAAGUUUGUCGAAGAAAAUGGCCUCGAAUUCUUCGACAUUGGAGGCGAUCCGGCCGAAUUGAUGGCAUUCAUGGUCAAGAAUCCCGGGCUCAUCCCGAGCAUGAAAUCCGUCAAAGAAGGUGACAUCAGCAAACGACGGAAAGGCAUGGCCGAGAUAGUUCGGGGAUGUUGGAGCUCUUGUGUAGAUACUGUUGACAAGCCUGAUGCCGACGAAGACUCCACCAAAUCGAAGUUGUCGCCCUUCGUCGCAGACGCCAUAAUCGCAAACCCACCCAGUUUCGCGCACAUCCACUGCGCAGAGAAACUAGGCAUUCCUCUCCAUCUCAUGUUCACUAUGCCAUGGUCACCGACGCGCGACUUUCCCCAGCCGAUUGCUAACAUCAAGACCAGCGACAACAGUCCAAGUGCCACAAACGAAAGCAGCUACACCAUUGUCGAGUUGAUGACGUGGCAAGGCCUGGGCGAUAUCAUCAAUAAGUUCCGGCGAGACACUCUGAACUUAGGAGAACUUACCCAGGCCGCGGGAGUCACACUAAUCGAGAGGCUUCGCGUCCCAUACACAUACUGCUGGUCCCCCACUCUCAUCCCGAAACCGAAGGACUGGGGUCCGCAUAUUGACAUUGCAGGCUUCUAUUUCCUCUCUCUAGCAACUAACUAUCAGCCUCCCACAGAUCUUGCUGACUUUCUAGCGGCUGGGGAAGCCCCCGUCUACAUUGGUUUUGGUUCAAUAGUUGUCGAUGAUCCCAAUGCCAUGACUAAUACGAUAUUCGAGGCAGUUCGAAAGACCGGGCAGCGCGCAUUGGUUUCCAAAGGAUGGGGUGGUCUCGGUGCAGAUGAUCUCGACAAACCUGACAAUGUGUUUAUGCUCGGAAAUUGUCCCCAUGAUUGGCUCUUUAAACACGUGUCGUGUGUGGUACACCACGGCGGAGCUGGGACUACGGCCGCAGGUAUUGCACUUGGGCGACCUACCGUCAUUGUUCCUUUCUUUGGCGACCAGCCAUUCUGGGGAGCCAUGGUUGCCCGUGCUGGAGCUGGUCCAGCGCCAAUCCCUUAUAAGAAGCUUACUGCAGACGGCCUUGCUACUGCGAUAUUCGAAGCAAUUAAGCCGGAGACAUUAGAGCGGGCAAAAGAACUCGGAGACCGAAUUAAGGCGGAGAAAGGCACGGAGGAGGGAGCCUCUAGCUUCCACAGGCAAAUCAAGGUUGACCGUUUGCGUUGUAUGCUUGCGCCAAAUCGGACGGCUGUGUGGAGGGUCAAAACCAAGAGUAAGGAUCCACAGCAGGUCAUCAGGUUGAGUGCCUUCGCUGCCACUGUUCUGGGAAACGAGGGUGUUCUUGACAUGAACAAGCUCAAGAUCUACCGCCCAUGUAGCUGGCAUUCGGAGGAACUGGUCAAAGAGACUAAUGUUAGCCAGGCAAACCCCUUGACCAGCGCAGUAGGCUCCGUGGCCACUGGUGUGCUCAACUAUCCAGUCAUUGUGGCCAAGGCAUGGGGCGGUGUUGUGUAUGAGCCUUACAAAGGCGCCAGAAAAUCCGGCUGGCGCGGCUUUGGUAAAGGGCUAAAAACGGGCCUCGGCGGGUUUCUCUUCCCCCGACAAGGUAUAGGUUUGAGGUCGUAUACUUUCCGCUCCAUCUACGAGCAUUACAGGAGCAGGAUGGACUCGGAGACCCUGAGUUAUAUCCUUGCAGCACGCUACACGGAAGGAUUGGAACAGAUAAAAGCUUCGACGGAAGCAGAGCGAGCAGUGGUGAUCGGUCGCUGGAAGAAGCUCGCACCUGACUUAAAAUGA